CCUCCGAAUCUUCCUGCCCUGUGGUUUCUGUGGACUAACGAGUCUCUGUGUCGGGUCAGGAGCCUUGACCAGUUAUGGUGAGGUGGUUUCAUCCCAACAUCAGUGGGAUUGAGGCCGAGAAGCUCCUCCUGACCAGGGGUGUCCAUGGCAGCUUCCUGGCUCGCCCCAGCAAGAGCAACCCCGGGGACUUCACUCUCUCUGUCAGGAGGAACGACGAGGUGACCCACAUCAAGAUCCAGAACACGGGGGAUUACUAUGACCUGUAUGGGGGUGAGAAGUUUGCCACCCUGGCAGAGCUGGUGCAGUACUACACAGAGCAGCAGGGGCUGCUCAGGGAGAAGAACAGCAACGUCAUCGAGCUCAAGUACCCCCUGAACUGCCAGGACCCCACCUCGGAGAGGUGGUACCACGGGCACCUCACGGGCAAGGAGGCGGAGAAGCUGCUGACGGAGAAGGGGAAGCCGGGAAGUUUCCUGGUGAGGGAGAGCCAGAGCAAACCGGGAGACUUCGUCCUGUCGGUGCUGACCAACGAGGACAAGAUGGAGAGCGGGGACCGAAAACCACACGUCACCCACGUGAUGAUCCACUACCAGCUGGAUGGGAAGUACGACGUGGGGGGAGGAGAGAGGUUCGACACGCUCACGGACCUGGUGGAGCACUACAAGAAGAACCCCAUGGUGGAGAAGUCUGGGGCUGUGGUUCACCUGAAGCAGCCCUUCAACGCCACGCGCAUCAACGCAGCCAACAUCGAGAACAGGGUGAAGGAGCUCAACAAGAUGGCAGAUCACAGUGAGAAGGCCAAGCAGGGAUUCUGGGAAGAGUUUGAGAUGCUGCAGCAGCAGGAGUGCAAGCUCCUGUACCCCAGGAAGGAGGGGCAACGACCAGAGAACAAGGCCAAGAAUCGCUACAAGAACAUCCUUCCCUUUGACACCACCCGGGUGGCCCUCAGGGACGUGGAUGAGAGUGUGCCUGGCUCAGACUACAUCAAUGCCAACUACAUCAAGAGCAUCCCUGAAGAUGGAAGGAGCUCGGAGCACUGCAAGGUCUAUAUAGCCACCCAGGGCUGCCUGCAGACCACUGUGAACGACUUCUGGGCCAUGGUGUACCAGGAGAACACCCACGUCAUUGUCAUGACCACCAAGGAGGUGGAACGGGGCCGGAACAAAUGCUUCCGUUACUGGCCCGACAAGGGCAGCACCAAGGAGUUUGGGGGCAUCUGCGUGCGCCACGUGAGCGAGCGCGAGGCCCAGGGCUAUCUGCUGCGGGAGCUGGAGAUCCUGCGGCCGGACAGGGUGAGUCCUGCAGCUCCCUGCCUGGACUGCGACAUCGACAUCCCCAAGACGAUCCAGAUGGUGCGGCGGCAGCGCUCGGGGAUGGUGCAGACGGAGGCUCAGUACAAGUUCGUGUACAUGGCGGUGCAGCAGUUCAUCGAGGCCGAGCAGAAGAGGCUGGAGGAAGAACAGAGGAAUAAAAGGAAAGAACGAGACUACUUGAACAUUGGCUACCCUCCCAUGGAAAAGGGCAGAGCCAAAGGGCAGCCCCCCUCCCCACGGACCCCCUCUGGGGUGGAUGAGGAGUCAGCUUCCGUCCUCUACGAGAACCUCAACAUCAAAAGCCCAAAGGUUUCAGGGAUGAGUAAUUCAGGGCGAUAGAGGAGCUGUGUGGAGGCUCCACAGGAUUUCCAGUGUUUACGUCCACCCUCCCCAAGUUCUGCGACUGAGGACAGUUUUGUUUGCCUGUCUUGCCUUCCCCCAAGCACCUUGGAUUUGGAGAGGAGGGGAGAAGCUGCCCGAGAACCUGCACCUAAGAACAUGCCUUAUCCUAACUUAUUCAUGAGAAGGAUCUCCUCCCACCCUCCCCCUGCAUCAGUAGGUUGAUAUUUAUGUGAAAGUGCCUCUGGACAUUCAUUAGGGCAUCAAGGCUCAGCUUCAGGGUUGUUUUGGUUUUUGCCUUUUUUUUUUUUUUUUUUUUACUAUUUUAAUUUAAACUUCUUAUUUUUUACACGCAAAAGGAACGGAAACAACUCUUUGCUCGAAGCUUUCCCGGGGUCUUUGCCCACUCAGGGCUUCAGUAAAACCUUAGCACUCUCAGGUUUUCCUUGGGUCAACCCAUUUCUAAGCUACAAAGUGGUUUGAAGCCCAAAUCCUGGAGUAACUUUGCCUGGUGAGGGUGAGAAGUGGAGAGCACUGCCUGGCCCCAGCUGAUGCCUCUCCUCACACCUCCUUUUGGCUGUAGCACUUCCCAGAUUUCCUAUGCAACGCUGCCAGAGCACAUGGAAUGAUCCCUGCUCCGUGUGCAGCCUCCAGACUGCUCUUCCCAGUUCUCCAGCAGAGUCGAGGGGCACAGAGGGGCAUCCUGAAGGCUGGGCUCAGGGAGGUCCCCCCUGGGUGCUGAGGAGCAGGGACACAGCUCUGGGCACUGGGCUGAGAGCAGCCUGGGGGGAUGAUCCGAGCUGGAAUUCUGGAGCUGGGCCCCCUCUAAGCUCGAUGCAGCUCUGCCACGACCUUUUUGCCACCCCCUUCCACGCCUCUGUGACAAGGCAAGUGUUGUUUCUGCUGAGUAGGGCUGUCCUAGGUGUGUUUGUGACCUGAGCAGUGCCAGGAAACGAGUGUUUUGCAGAGUGGAGUGUCCCAGCUCUCUUAAGUCUUAGUGCUUCCCGCAGUUCCAGCCCCAAGCCCUGCCAAAGAAACCCUUCCUGCAGGAUCCCUCAGCCUGGAAGUGUGUUCUGGGGGGAGCCUUGGGUCUGAGGGCCAGUGCCUGAACCCCCAGAGCAGUUUUAGGUCUGAAGACAAAGUGCCUGAACCCCCAGAGCAGUUUUGGGUCUGGGGAUAAAAUGCCUGAACCCCCAGAGCAGUUUUGGGUCCCAGAACCAGUGCUGGACCCCCAAAGCAGUUUUAGGUCUGAGGGUAAAAUGCCUGAACCCCCAGAGCAGUUUUGGGUCUGGGGAUAAAAUGCCUGAACCCCCAGAGCAGUUUUGGGUCCCAGAGCCAGUGCUGAACCCCCAGAGCAGGCACAGGGCUGAUGUCCCAGUCUCCUCCUGCAUCCCUGGAAUGGGAAGGACUCUGCAUGGUUGGGGUGUUAGUGCUGAGCCAAAGGGUUGAACAAAUGCACAGUGACACACCUUGGCUGUAAUUCCUGGCUGGUCUUUCUGCUCCUUUGUCCCAGGGGCAGGAGAACUGUUUAUUUUUAUUGCACUUCUAAUAAAUGUUGAAUAUUCUCCA
Molecule: messenger RNA, 3221 nt
Organism: Manacus vitellinus (golden-collared manakin)
Lineage: Eukaryota; Metazoa; Chordata; Aves; Passeriformes; Pipridae
Product: tyrosine-protein phosphatase non-receptor type 11
Exons: 14
Coding region: 75-1652 (525 amino acids)
Biological process (GO): protein dephosphorylation
Molecular function (GO): protein tyrosine phosphatase activity
Source: RefSeq, a predicted model, not a curated record